GACAUCCUUAAUAUAAAUAACCACAACCAUCAAUCUCUCUUUAAUAAAAAAAAAAAUAAAAUACGUGUACAGUGCCUUGCACAAGUAUUCAGCCCCCUUGUACUUUUCAACCUUUUGCCACAUUUUAGGCUUCAAACAUAAAGAUAUAAAAUUGUAUUGUAUUGUAUUUUUUUGUGAAGAAUGAACAACAACCUUUUUUGGAAAUAAAAAGCUGAAAACGUUUUGCAUUGUGGCCAAAAAGUUCGAUUUUUGUUUCAUCUGACCAGAGCACCUUCUUCCAAAUACCUUUAGAGUGUCUCCCAGGUGGCUUGUGGCAAACUUUAAAUGAGACUUUUAAUGGAUAUCUUUGAGAAAUUGCUUUCUUCUUGAAAAGGCCAGAUUUGUGCAGAUUUGAGUCUCCCACCUCAGCUGUAGAUCUCUGCAGUUCAACUAGAGUGAUCAUAGGUCUCUUGGCUGCGUCUCUGAUCAGUCUUCUCCUCGUUUGAGCUCAAAGUUUAGAGGGAAGGCCGGGUCUUGUUAGAUUUGCAGUGGUCUAAUACUCCUUCUAUUUCAAUAUGAUCGCUUGCACGGUGCUUCUUGAGAUGUUGAAAGCUUGGGAAAUCUUUUUGUAUCCAAAUCUAGCUUUAAACUUCUCCACAACAGUAUCUUGGACCUGCCUGGUGUGUUCCUUGGUCUUCAUGAUGCUCUCUCCUCCUUAAACAGAACUCUGAGACUAUCACAGGGCAGGUGCAUUUAUAUGGAGACUUGAUUACACAUAGGUGGAUUCUAUUUUUUAUCAUCAUUAAUCAUUUAGGUCAACUUUGGAUCAUUCAGAGAUCCUCACUGAACUUCUGGAGUAAGUUUGCUGCACUGAAAGUAGAGGGGCCGAAUAAUAUAGCACGCCCCACUUUUAUUUUUUAUUUAAUUUUAUAUAUUUUUUUAAGUUUAAAAUAUCCAAUAAAUUUCGUUUUACUUCACAAUUUUGUCCCACUUAUUGUUGAUUCUUCACAAAAACAUUUGUUUAUGUUUGAAGCCUGAAAUGUGGCGAAAGGUUAAAAAGUUCUUUUGCAAGGCACUGUAUAUUUCAUUGGAUAACGUCUUAUUAGCACAGUUAUGCUUAUAUAAUUGUUUGGUGGUUUGAUUUGAAUUUGCAGGACAGUAAUAAAAGACCCUUUUCAGCUGAGGUGCCGUGUUUGCCGGUUCAGUCUGAGAUGGCUGCAGGAAUAGUUGGGACCUGGCCUCCUGUACCAAAUACCAUAACUUAUCUGCCCAGUACAAUCAGCCCCCUGGCUGGGAUGGAGCCUCCAGCCUUCCCAACUGCCCCUGACCUGGAGAGAACCAAAAGUGGUGAAAUGGAGAAUAAUAUGCUGCUUGAGGUUCUGAACCACUGCAGGAUGUUGCAAACAGCAGUGCAGAGGCUUGAGCAGAAGAUCGACAACCUUCAGUCAAACCAGUGCAUUACCGGAGGAUGCAGGACUCAAGCGAUUCCACAAGAGGGACAUUUCGGAACUGGUCAGCUCUCCUGGUCUCUUGCCCAACGCCUCGGUCCUUCACCUCAGACCAACCACCGCUGGUAUCCUCCUUGGAAACGUGGCUCAGUCUCACAAGCCCCAGACCUCACAGACCCACUCCAGUCUGACCAGUGCAGCUUCAGGAACUCCAGCGGGACCCGUGGUGGAGGCCGAGGGAAGGGCAGACGCAGAGACCGCUGGGGAGGUGCUAGAAGAGGAGCCCCUUUACAACAGCCAGACACAGAAAACCUUCAGGCUAAACUGGAACCACUAUUAGAUGAGGGCUUCCCAAAAAAGGAGGAGUCCCAACCUUCCAAGAUUAGUAAGAAGGCUCCUCACCUCGACAAGGUGGUGAAGAAGCUCAAAAAAAAGAAGAAACGCCCUGCUGGGGCUGAAACCAAACCCAAGGAUGAAGUGCCUGUUGAACUAGAAGACAUGUCUACUGUCAAGGAGGACAAAAAAGUGAUGAUUGGCAGCGCCUCACGGAAUGUCUGGAUCCCCAUGUCUAUGUACAUGCAUGUGUUUAAGGAGGAGGAGCCCCAGAAGGCUGUGGUACCAGUGCUCCAUACCCUGUUUCCUAUUAGCACCCUGUCCUGCAGUGCCAUCACAAGUGACCCUCUCAGGGGCAUCCAGCUGCUUGACCCCAAUAAACUGGAGGCCCUGCGAGAGUGGCUGGCUGAGAUGUACCCACAGCACGACAUGAGAGUAAGGGGCGUGGCCUGGGCUGAGUGCUUGGGUGUUAUCAACAGCAUCACUAAAGAUCUUCGCAGAAGAGAGGAGAUAUCUGGAGAAGGGGAAGCCCCACAACUUUAACUCUAACCUCUGCAGUUCUGAUCCAACAUCCAGCACUACAACAGCAUUGUCUACUACAAGCAAAUCAUUACAGUACAGGUUUGUUGGUCACAACCUCAGCACAACCUCAACUUACUUGAGCCCCACCAGUGAUGUGAUCUGCCUCGAACUGUGGACCAGAACUACGAACAGGUUUAACUAAAGAUGAUGCAAAUAUUCAUACAUAAAUACCUACACACUACUGAGCCUGAAGAUCAUUUGUUGGAAGGUGUGGAAUUUGUGCGUUUUGAAUGUGCAUGAGGUUCAUUCCGAACUGAUGAGUCCUGCUUUAAUGCAAUGCUGGUUCAGUUCCCCGUCCAAGUGAAAAAUAGAACUAAAUAUAGAAAAAAAAAUAGAACUAAAGAACUAAAUAAUGACAUCUGAGUUACUGAGAGAUCAUACUUCUGAAGAUGAGCCAAUCUGGGUGGAUUUUUUGUUUGUUGCCUUCGUUUUUUCUUAUUAUUAUUUUUGUUCUUUUUCUAAUCUUCAAGGUGCUUAUAAUAAUCUUCAGACUGUAUAAAUGAGUAAAACUGAAGCUCUUUCCUUUUUACAUAUUUUUAACUCAUAAGUAACAAGUGUACUCACUGAAUGUGCUAGUGUUUCUAUUUACAAAUAAACUGAAAAUAAAUGCUUUUGCUCA
Molecule: messenger RNA, 2961 nt
Organism: Astyanax mexicanus (Mexican tetra)
Lineage: Eukaryota; Metazoa; Chordata; Actinopteri; Characiformes; Acestrorhamphidae
Exons: 7
Coding region: 1191-2303 (370 amino acids)
Molecular function (GO): DNA binding
Source: RefSeq, a predicted model, not a curated record